Messenger RNA from Phyllostomus discolor (pale spear-nosed bat), 2522 nucleotides. RefSeq names its product meteorin, glial cell differentiation regulator (gene METRN). The record is from RefSeq and is a predicted model, not a curated record. Gene Ontology annotation, biological process: glial cell differentiation; positive regulation of axonogenesis. NCBI's taxonomy places the organism in Eukaryota, Metazoa, Chordata, Mammalia, Chiroptera, Phyllostomidae. Gene Ontology annotation, molecular function: hormone activity.
UAGGAGCCCUUUCCCCGACACCUCCUGGGUCGCCGGAUUGUCACCCCGGCCCCACCAGCACCGCUCCCAUUGGCAGAAAGUUCCAGGGUCGCGCCACGAUUGGUCAACCUGCUUCAAGCAGCUCGUGGGCCCCGCAGGGCUGCGCAACCAAGUGGCUCGGGCAGUGGGCUGCAUGGCGCCUGGGGCAGCUGACCCGCUGCUCCCGGCGCCAAAAGUCUCUGAGUCAUGCCGCCGCCUGUGUUGCUUUGUGGGUUCUGAUGCUGCUACUUGGCCGCGGCCGCCCGCGCCGGCUUCUCGGGGGAUCGCUGCAGCUGGAGAGGCAGCGGUCUCACCCAGGAGCCCAGCAGCGUGGGGCGGCUGGCCCUGGCCUGUGCAGAGGGCGGGAUCGAGUGGCUAUACCCUGUUGGUGCGCUGCGCUUGACCCUGAGCAGUUCUGACUGUAGCGCGCGGCUCCGCAUCGCCUGCUUGCGGCCGGUGCGGCCCUUUGCUGGCGUCCAGGUCUUCGCUGAGAGGGCAGGCGGCGUCCUGGAGCUGCUGCUGGCUGAGGGCCUGGGCCCAGCUGGGGGUCGAUUCGCGCACUGGGGUCCCCGCGAGCGCCGGGCCCUCUUCCUGAAGGCCACCCUGCACCGUGACAUCAGCCGCCCUGUGGCCUCCUUCCGCUUCGAGUUGCGAGAGGAUGGGAGUCCGGAGCUGCCUCCGCAGGCCCACGGUCUGGAUGAGGAUGGUGCCUGCAGGCCUUGCAGUGAUGCGGAGUUCCUGCUGGCCUUGUGCACGAGUGACUUCGUGAUCCAUGGGACCAUCCACGGGGUUGCCCACGACACAGAGCUGCAGGAGACUGUCAUCACCAUGGCAGCUGCCUGUGUCCUCAACCAGACACUGCCACUGUUCCAGGUGAAGGGCCCUGGGGGCCUGGUGCAGGCCUCCCUUUGAACCCCGCUACGCUGCGGUGUCUGCCCUGGUCCUGGCACUUUCCUCUUCAUGGGCUGGAGCCAUUCCGGUGAGGCCUGGCUUGGCUGUGCUCCCCGCAUCCAGGAAUUCAGCCGUGCCUGUGCAGCUGCUCAUGCCAACCACCUCUACCCCUGCGAGGUGGCGCUGGACUGAGGGGUCUGGGAGCGGGGCUCUGGGGAGAAGCCAGGAGGAGGGUGGGUGGGGAGCGAGUGACCUCCAAAGGGCACCUCAAUACCAUCUGCUCCUGAGGGAGCAGCAAUAACCAAUAAGGACAUUGAUUUCACCAGUCAGCGUAGGUCGAGCGUCCUGUGCCUGAGGCCAGCCUGCUUUACGCUGCUGGAGCCUGAGGCUUGAGAGCAGUGAUGUCUUGGAACAGUGGCUCAUGCCUACACCCUGGAAUGGGGCUGCUGCUGGGCAGGGACACGUGCAGGAACUCUGCAGCCACAUGAACCUCAGCUCUGCCACUCCUGCCCCCAGCAUCAGGUGCUUCCCAGUGGUAGUGGAAAAGCGGCUGUAACUCCCAAGGUCUGAGGCAGGCUGUCUCAUGUGGGGACAGGAAGGCCAGUAUCGUUCCCAGCCUGGGGGGAAGGGGUUGCAGUCUGGUGGGAUGGCACCUUUCCUCCGAGGUUCGCUGGGGGCCCAGCACAGUCAUCCUGACACCAUCUUGCCCUCAGGGAAGAAUGGGUCCCUCCAUCCAUAGGCCCUGCAAAGGGCUGAGCAUCCUAAUGUGGUGCAGAGCCCAGGGGGUGUGGUGUCACCUCUUUGGUGUCUUGUUUGUUGCUGUUUCUGGUAGGCAGGCACACACAACAGGGCCUCGAAGGAGCAUUUCCCUCCAUAGGCCCCAUUGCUGCUGCCUACACCUUCCCCUGGCUUCAGUCACACGGAAAGUCAGUGGUUCCGGACAAAGCUGGCAGCCCUGAGACUGAGAGCGCCCUGGGUGCGGGGCUUCUGAACCCUGAAUGAGAUCACUCUACUCACCCCAAACACAUAGCUCCUGGGCAAAAAAAAAAAAGCUCAUGUCUGGGGAGAAGCCUGGGCUGAACCCUAGAAACAGUUUCCCAUCCUCACCUGCCUUCAUUGCUGGGUGCUGCUAUGGGUGCAUGUAGAAGCCAGGGGCCCUGCUGUCUUCCAGGCAGGAGCUGAGGUUAGGAGAGGGACAAGGCUGUGCAGGGCCCACACACAGGACCCCUUCCUCCGGAUGUGGGGAACACUGGACUUCCUGUAGAGUGGCUCUCUGGAAGCAUGUGCAUGGGGCACCGGUCAUUUUACUCACGGGGGCUGGUGAGAAUUAUGGGGUGGGGAGCAGAGCCACCCCAGAAGGCAGGCCUCAGUGGGCUUCCUCCUACCUCCACCUCUCCUCCCCUCCUGAGGCUUCCUACCACUCCUCCUCACUUCCCCAGGCUCAUGGCUUUAAAUACUGUCAAUGUGCUGAUGACCUUUAUGUUUUGGUUUUCAGCCUGGACCUCUCCCCCGGACUGCAGACCUAGCAUCCGGUCAGCCUCUCUCCCCCAACCAGGGAGUAAGUAUCUCAGCAAAGAUCAGAGGAGGAGGAAGCGAGGGUGCCCAGACAGGUC